This is a messenger RNA of Caenorhabditis remanei, 231 nucleotides long. RefSeq lists its product as uncharacterized. Bases 1 to 231 code for a protein of 76 amino acids. The record is from RefSeq and is a predicted model, not a curated record. The transcript has a single exon. Lineage: Eukaryota; Metazoa; Nematoda; Chromadorea; Rhabditida; Rhabditidae.
AUGAAUCUUACCAAUAUUUUCAAACUCGAUAUGGUGGAUCGUCGUUGUCAUCUUCCUCCUCAGAAGAAUCGUCGUCACGGUAAUUUGGCCUUGGCAUUCUUUCGUUUCUUGGUGGAACUGAAUCAGUCUCAACUUCUUUCGGUUGUUGUUGAGCAGCAACGUUUAGUGCAGCUUGCUCUCGAGCAGCAUACGCCUCUCUUAGGAAUCGAGGACGUUCUUCGUUUAGAAUAG